UCCCCGUGCAGCCUCUGUGCGAGCGCAGACCGUCCUGCUAAUAACAAUAAUAAACUUUGCUGCGAUCGCUGCCUGUCUGAGAGCGGAACACCGGGGCGGAAUAAACACACCGAUCCGGGACGUCGCGGAGCUUGUGAUUUCAUAGGAAAGGAUAAAGAGAGAUCGCGAGGAAGGGUGGAUUUAUAAAGCGAACUCCGAUAAUGCUGCGAUCUGGUGCCUUUAUUCUAACUGGGAUUUGCGAGGAGGAUCGGAGCCGGAGAGGAUCGCUGAGCGUAUAAAUCCCGGAGAUCGGGGACACGGAGGGACAGAGCGAUCCCCGGAACGGCAGGGGACACAUUUGAAGACAAAGGUUCAUCUUAAGAAGGCGAAAUGCUUUCUGCAACCCCACUGUAUGGGAACGUACACAGCUGGAUGAGCAAUGAGAGGGUCCGCAUGUGUGGCAUCAGCGAAGACAGGAAAAUUCUAAUUAACGAUGGUGACCUUCAGAAAGCCCGACUCGAGCUGAGAGACGAUCACCUUGGCCACAGCCUGGUGGACGCAGCUGCAGUGCAUCGGAUAGACAGCUUGGCCGCACUUACCAUGGAUCGAACAGGACUUAUGCAGGACGGACUGAGAGUUCCAGCUGGCAUGGUCUAUUCUAGUUUAUGCGGCCUAGGUACAGACAAGGUUCGGGAACCUUCAAACACUAUACCAGGACUGGGCUACGCUCCCGACAGGAAUUCUGAUAUGCAGUUCAAACCAAAUGCCGCGGACACAAUGGAGAACUCCCAGAUGUCUGGGAAACAGCCCAGUGGCUUUAACUCUUUGUACAAAACUUCACCAGGACUACAAAAGACCUCUGUCCCAACAAGCGAAGCACUCGUUAUGGACAGAACAGCCAGUGACAAGCAAAAUCCCCUAAGCGUUAGCGGUGCUAAUUAUUUGAGAAUUCCAUGGGUUCACCAUUACAUGGACGGCGUGCCACCAGCCAUGUAUCCAUACAUUGAUUCACCAAAUAAGUAUUCGUUGAACAUGUAUAAGGCAUUUCUACCUCAGCAGUCUGCAUACAGUUUACCGCAACACCUGGCCUACUCUCCAGUGUGUCCAAACGGUGAACGAUUUGUAUACCUCCCACCUUCUCACUAUGUUGCUCCUCACAUUCCAUCAAGCCUGGCUCCACCCAUGAGGAUUCCUGCUCCAGCCCCAGCGAUCCCUACUUCAGUCCAUUGUAUGGAUAAGACUCUGCCCUGGAAAAUGGGGGUAAAUCCCGUUACCUCUGUCGAUUCUCAUGCAUACACACAUCUCCAGAAUAGCAAACCGCCUAGGGGGCCGUGCACAAAGUCAGUGGGAAGCAGUAUCUCACCGGAAGGGUGUCUCCUGCUGUCACAGUCUCAGAGGCCAUCCCCUAGACUUCAUCAUCCUGUCCAGCAAGUCGGGGACAGCUAUUCGGAUUUUCAAGCAUCCUUUGUCAAAAUGUCAACCCCACCAACAUCCGUCUCUCACUCAAAACCUCAUACGCAUGUGAGCAGUGAUAUUACGUCGUUAAAGCUGCUGAACUCUAAAGUUCAUAAAACUCAUGAUGUUGAAGGUGCUCCGAUGCAAGCUUCCUCAACAAAAAAGAACAGAGACCGGAAGGAAAGCAAGUCUCCUAACUUGGCGGAAAAGCAAAUGCCUUUGAAAGAUGGUGGGGAAAAGCCUCUUGACUUGUCGUCCAAACUUGGUGAGGGUGAGAUGCCCAAGCAAGAGAGUUUAGAUGGUGUGUCAGCAAUGCUGCUUUCGUCUAGACCUGGGAAUAAUCUUCGUCUAACAAAUGAAGCCAUUUCAACGUCUACAAGUGGCAGUGCCAUUUUCAGACCUGAAAUCAUAAGCACUGCUUCUUCAUCUUGGGUAGUUCCUGGUAUGAGCAGUAGUGAAGAAAACGGUGGAAUGGUCACUUCACUUAAAAAUAAAGCUUUGGAAAAGGUAAUGCCACAGCAAAGGAGCUCAUCCUGUCCUCGGAUGGGGAGUUCCGAAGCUGUAGUUCCGAGCAAUUCGGGAAAUGUCUCCAGUGCAGGACGUCCGGCAUCUGCGUCUCCUGCCCCAAAUGCCAAUGGGGAAAUUAGGAGUCCCGCAGACAGCAACAAAACUAUGAUGCAGCAACCAGCUCAGCAUGUGAGUACGCCUACUAAAAGUAGCAAGGUAGCCAAAGCCUCGCUCCCGGAAUCCACCAUAAAAGUGAGUGAGAGCAGCCUGCCUCUUGCUCCUAUGUUCUUACCCCAGAGUGAGCCCUUUUGCUCUCCUCCCCUGGCAUAUCCAAACAGUUUUAUCCCAUACCAGGUUUCAGAGAGCCUGGCACUACAACACUUGCACAUGCAUAACAAAACCCCUGUCUAUCCCCACCCGAUGAUGUUGCCCAACGGCAGUCUUUUUCCGGGGCCACUGGCACCCAAACCAGGGAUCCCCUAUAGCAUACCAACCAACCGAGAUUACAUGACAUAUCAAGACACCAUGGGUAUGGUCCAUCCCAUCCUGUUACCACCAUCAACUUUAGAAAUGAGCAAGGAAGAUAAAGGUGAACGAAGAUCUAGAUCCCAUGAAAAGCCUCGCUAUGAAGAUACUUUUGGCAGGAGCCGGUUAUUGGAUAUAUCUGAUUCAAGCCCCAAAAUGAAUUUUGAGGUUCCUGUAGACAAAGCUUUGAAGUCCAGUCAGAGCACGGUAUUGGCCAGCAAGCAUGGUUCAAGGACUGAUAAACUGUGCUCUGGCGUGGAAAAGGACACCAAAUCUGACACUAAUUUGAUAAUCAAUGGUUUUGUUCCUGAGAAACCCAUUAUGAAUGAUCUAACUGCGCAAAAACCGGAACAAGGAUUACAACACAGGGAUGUUAUCCCCCGAGAGGAGCCUGUGCGAAAAAACGAAACUUUUCAAAUGUCGAGACCCUCUCAGAAUUCCCCUGUUUUUGCUUACCGACAGCAGGAGAUCCUGCCGGGAAACCAAAAUGCAGAUUGUGCUGCGUCUGAACCUGGCCCGCUGUUCAUGGUGCACGGUCAGAGAAACGAGUCCCCGUCUGGCUUCCUUACCAGGCCACAAGAAACUGCCCAGUCUUGUCAAAUGACAAAUGGCCAGCUAGAUCCGGAAGCGGAGGAGGCUCUCGCCAGAGACGAUAAUGAUGAAUACGAGACAAUUAACGGCAAACUUGUGAAAACUAGAUCCUCCAAAAUAACUAGGAGAAUUGCCAAUUCCGCCGGCUACGUGGGUGAUCGUUUUAAAUGUGUGACUACAGAACUGUACGCAGACUCUAGUCAACUCAGCCGGGAGCAAAGGGCUUUGCAGAUGGAAGGCUCACAAGAGGACAGUAUUAUAAGUCUACCUGCGGCUUACUGUGAGCGUGCAAUGAUGCGCUUCUCUGAGCUGGAGAUGAAAGAACGGGAGGACCACACACCCACCAAAGACAUGGAGACGUGCAACUUCAAAAAGACCGAGUGGGACGAACUGAAGGCGUUUCCGGAAAGAAAGCCCCUAGCCACCUCCUUCGGGGGCUCAGUUAACGGCCAAUCGGAAGGUGAUCUGAGGACCACUGCUGCGGCCUUGGAUGGGUCACCGUGUCUAGUGAAAGAAGCCGUGACUGAUGACAUUAGAACAGAGAAGCUUGGGACAGAGGGAUAUUUCCCCGGGCUGAAGAGGAAAUACGUCUGUGAAACCCAAGGAGAUGAAGUCAACCACAGCUCACUCUAUGAAGACCACUCUCAAGAAGACCCAAAGGCAAAAAGAAAUAGGACAGAUGACUGGGCUGAGAGGGAACAGACAGACUUUUCCACCAAAGGCCUUCAGGAGCCUCAUUGUAAUGAAGUCACCAACCUGAAGGUGUGCAUUGAAUUAACAGGACUCCAUCCGAAAAAGCAGCGCCACCUGCAGCACCUCAGAGAGCUCGGCCAGCAAAGCCGGAGGGACCCCCUGGAGACCCCCGAGACCGACAAAAAGCCAAGGUGCUGGGAGGAAGAGCAGCCAAUCAAGGCAAAAAGCGAGAGCAAAUACGCCGCUUUCACGGAAUGCAUCAAAAAUAGCGGUCCUGAAGAAGACGUCUCCUCGUCUCCGCACGCGAGAGGCUUUCCGUCCGGGUGCCCGAGCGGCAAACGGCAGAGCCAGCCAAGCUCCACCCCAGGCCCCAGGUUAGCAGCCAAGCAGCAGAAGAUCAGAGAGGGCCGCAAGGCGUACGUCCAAUGCACAGGCGACGAGGGGGCUCUCCAGGCCACGUCACUGCCGGAGGAUUACAGCGAGUGCGAGAAGCCCUCUGGAAAACGUCAGUGCAAAACAAAGCACAUGACUCCGCAGGAGAGGAGGAGGAAAAGGCUGUCGCUUGCCGGGGAGGAUUACAUGGAUGUGGAAAGCCCGGAUGACAAGGCCAGCGUGAAGCACUCGAGGAGACCCGGCGAGCAGACCCCCGACGACUCCCCAAUCAAAAUGCAGGAGCAGACGUCUGUUUUGGCGCUGGCCUCCCCGCUGCCCAACGCCUUGCAGGAGACCACGCCAAGCCGUCCUAUGCCACCAGAAGCGCGCCGGCUGAUUGUCAACAAGAAUGCUGGGGAGACGCUCUUGCAGAGAGCAGCUCGUCUUGGCUACGAGGAAGUGGUCCUUUACUGCUUGGAAAACAAGUCUUGUGACAUCAACCACCGAGAUAACGCGGGAUACUGCGCGCUCCACGAGGCCUGUGCCAGAGGCUGGCUGAGCAUUGUCCGGCAUCUCUUGGAACAUGGAGCAGACGUCAACUGCAGCGCGCAAGAUGGAACCAGACCCAUCCAUGACGCUGUGGAGAAUGACCACUUAGAAAUCGUGCGCUUGCUGCUCUCCUACGGUGCUGACCCCACGCUGGCCACGUACUCUGGCCGAACAAUUGCAAAAAUGACCCACAGCGAGGCUAUGGAGACCUUCCUGACUGAGUAUUUAACUGACCUGCAAGGACGGAGCUGGGAUGAUCCUGGAUCGUCUUGGGAAUUCUAUGGCAGUUCUGUCUGUGAUUCCAAGGAUGAAAGUGGAUUCGAUAUACUGGCUAACCCUCCUGGUCCCGAAGAUGAAGAAGACGGCUAUGUGGAUGUCUUUGAGUUUGAGUUCUCAGACAGCCCUCUCUUGCCGUGCUACAACAUUCAGGUGUCGCUCUCAAAAGGGCCCAGAAACUGGUUAUUACUUUCGGACGUGACAAAGAAGUUGAAGAUGUCGUCGCAAGAGUUUAGUUGCAAGCAUCCUCACCUUGAAAUCGUCAGUAUUAGUGAAGCUGAAUUCUAUAAACAAGUAUCAUUAAGUCAGCUCUUUUCUUCUCCUGAUGAUCUUGAAGGAUUCAAUCCAGACAGCAAGGAAAUGUUUGAACUGAUUGAAUUUACGAGUGAACUUCAAACAAUGCUUGGCUCCUCCGUAGAAUGGCUGGAACCAGACGAUGAAAAUUGUUGCACCAGCUGUUAAAGAGACAGAGACCCUCUUAUGUAUAUUUUGAUCCUUAACUUGUGAAUAUGUUAAAAAGAAAGAA
Molecule: messenger RNA, 5473 nt
Organism: Spea bombifrons (plains spadefoot toad)
Lineage: Eukaryota; Metazoa; Chordata; Amphibia; Anura; Pelobatidae
Gene: BCOR
Product: BCL6 corepressor
Exons: 15
Coding region: 370-5409 (1679 amino acids)
Biological process (GO): negative regulation of transcription by RNA polymerase II
Cellular component (GO): nucleus
Molecular function (GO): protein binding; transcription corepressor activity
Source: RefSeq, a predicted model, not a curated record